GUGCAGGUCGGCUUUUUUAAAGGAAAAUUGAACAGCGCACCUUAUGCACCAAGUAAUUUUACCCUCCCUCCUCUCGACGAUUUACACUCCAGUCCAGCGGGUGGCGCUAAGACAUUCAUUUGUUUGUCAAACACCAUUAAACCUCAGAGGAAGAAGUUUAGUUUCAUUGCGCUCUCUGUUGUGAUGCUGGUGUAAUACAAACUGUUAAAAUUGUUGUUUCUGUCAAUAUAAAAAUACAGUUUUUGAAUCAGAUCAGUAAAUACCUGUAAUAUUGUCAUUCUCAUAGUCGUGAGUAAGUUUUGAAGCAAGCAGGAAUAUCUGGAGGAGUAUCAUUUGAACUGAGAUCUGCUGUGAAGAUGGUGUUUGUUAAAGAGGAGAGAGAGGAGGACACGAGUGAACCAGAAACCUGGAGAAUAAAACACGAGGAACCAGAACCCUGGAGAAUAAAACGCGAAGAACCAGAACCCUGGAGAAUAAAACAGGAGGAACAAGGAGGCCUGAAGAAAGUGAAAGAAGAAAGACAAGAUCUGAAUGAAGUGGAGGAGAAACAUCAGGAUCAGAAAGAUCAUGAUGUCAAUGGAGAAAAAUCAGAAAGUUGCAACAUUAAUAAAACAGAAGUCAAAAGGCCUUUCAGCUGCUCUCAGUGUGGAAACACUUACAAACAUAAAGGAAGCCUUAUGAAACACAUGAGAAUCCAUGGUGUGGAAAAGCUUUUCAGCUGUUUUCAGUGCGGAAACACUUUCAAACGUAACGAAAACCUUAAGAAUCACAUGCUAAUUCAUGCUGGAAUAAAGCCUUACAGCUGCUCUGAGUGUGGAAAGAGUUUUACACAGAAAGGACAACUUAAGAAUCAUUUGGUAACUCACUCUUCAGAAAAACCUUUCAGCUGCUCUCAGUGUGGAAACACUUUCACACGUAAAACACACCUUAAGAAUCACAUGUUAAUUCAUACUGGGAUAAAGUCUUACAGCUGCUCUCAGUGUGGAAAGAGUUUUACACAGAAAGGACACCUUAAUGAUCAUUUGGUAACUCACUAUUCAGAAAAACCUUUCAUCUGCUCUCAGUGUGGAAAGUCUUUCACGCGUAAAACACACCUUAAGAAUCACAUGUUAAUUCAUACUGGGAUAAAGUCUUACAGCUGCUCUCAGUGUGGAAAGAGUUUUACACAGAAAGGACAACUUAAGAAUCAUUUGGUAACUCACUAUUCAGAAAAGCCUUUCAUCUGCUCUCAGUGUGGAAACGCUUUUACACGUAAAACACACCUUAAGAAUCACAUGUUAAAUCAUGCUGGAAUAAAGCCUUUCAGCUGCUCUCAGUGUGGAAAGAGUUUUACACAGAAAGGACAUCUUAAUGAUCAUUUGGUAACUCACUCUUCAGAAAAGCCCUUCAGCUGCUCUCAGUGUGGAAAGUCUUUCACACGUAAAAGAUACCUUAAGACUCACAUGUUAAUUCAUGCUGGAAUAAAGCCUUUUACUUGCUCUCAGUGUGGAAAGAGUUUCAUAUGUAAAGGAAUCCUGAGGAAUCACAUGCUAAUUCAUACUGGGAUAAAGCCUUUCAGCUGCUCUCAGUGUGGAAAGACUUUUACACAGAAAGGACACCUUAAGAAUCAUUUGGUAAGUCACACUUCAAAAAGCCUUUUACCUCCUCUCAGUGUGGAAAGAGUUUCAUAUGUAAAGGAAUCCUGAAGAAGCACAUGUUAAGUCAUGCUGAGCAAAAUUAGGGUUGCCAACCUUUCUGUAUAAUAUGGAAUCGUCCUGUAUUUAAGGCAUCAAAGAAAUGUUCUGUAUGUAAACCAUACGGAACACAGUUUGUCAAAUGUACUUGUAUACUCAAAUAUCUACCAAUGUCCACCAAGAGGAUGGAAACAUGUAGCAAUAGUAUUUUUUCCUUCUCUCUGAUGGGUCAUUUUGUGGCAAUUUUCUGUUCACUAUGUCUUUUCACAAAAGAAAUGUGUAAAAAUAGACAUUCAAAUGUGAAUUUUCUGUUUACAUACCACACAAAUAAAUGUACUGAAUGAAUUCAAAUGUGCAUAUUCUUUCUCUGUGUACUAUAAUAUUGACUUUUCCCAGUAAACUUUUACCUACCAUUGCUGUUAACUAGUGAACACAUCCUGCCCCUUUUCCACCAAGGCAGUUUCAGUGCUGGUGCCUGUACCAUGAUGGUGGCUGAACAAACUCAGGGUUACAG
Onychostoma macrolepis is the source of this 2187-nucleotide messenger RNA. RefSeq names its product gastrula zinc finger protein XlCGF57.1-like. Gene Ontology annotation, biological process: regulation of transcription by RNA polymerase II. Gene Ontology annotation, molecular function: RNA polymerase II cis-regulatory region sequence-specific DNA binding; DNA-binding transcription activator activity, RNA polymerase II-specific. The record is from RefSeq and is a predicted model, not a curated record. Bases 357 to 1685 code for a protein of 442 amino acids. Lineage: Eukaryota; Metazoa; Chordata; Actinopteri; Cypriniformes; Cyprinidae. Gene Ontology annotation, cellular component: nucleus. The transcript has 2 exons.